AUGCUUUUGGUGGCAUUCUGUACAAUAUACGAUUUUUUUGAUGAAAUAACUGAAUUUUAUCAAAAAGUGGAUCAGGAUAUUAAGUACUUUACGAAGUACGCUAGUGACGCCAAGAGAACCAUGAUCAUGCGGCCACGAAUGACAGAGCGUGACAUAUUUGAAGCCGUUGUACGAGUGAAACGAAGUGUGGCUGUAUUUUCCACUUAUCAGUGCGAUGUUUUAAGGUGUUCAGAAGCUGAAAAUUGCACCAAGGAUUUCUCGUAA
Molecule: messenger RNA, 264 nt
Organism: Necator americanus (New World hookworm)
Lineage: Eukaryota; Metazoa; Nematoda; Chromadorea; Rhabditida; Ancylostomatidae
Exons: 2
Coding region: 1-264 (87 amino acids)
Source: RefSeq, a predicted model, not a curated record